CCCCGGCCCCAAGUCCGUUCCUCUGUGUGCGGGCCUCCUCGCUCCAGCCAGCUGGUCUCCCCGCACUGCGGCGUUAGGAGGCGGCGGGCUCCGCCUUCGCCAAGGGGCAGCCGGAGCGCCAGUCUGGUUCCCGCAGCUCCGCUGAUUCCCCCAUCUCAGCCCUGCGUGAGCAUCUCUCAGGCUGUCUUCUUGGAGGUCUCCCUUCGCCCCUGAGGCUGCAAGAUGGUGUCCUGGAUGAUCUGUCGCCUAGUGGUGCUGGUGUUUGGGAUGCUGUACCCAGCUUAUGCUUCCUACAAGGCUGUGAAGACUAAGAACAUUCGUGAAUAUGUCCGGUGGAUGAUGUACUGGAUCGUCUUUGCCCUCUUCAUGGCGGUGGAGACCUUCACAGACAUCUUUAUUUCCUGGUUCCCAUUCUACUACGAGAUCAAGAUGGCCUUCGUGCUGUGGCUGCUCUCACCCUACACCAAGGGGGCCAGCCUGCUUUACCGCAAAUUCGUCCACCCAUCCUUGUCCCGACAUGAGAAGGAGAUCGACACCUGCAUUGUGCAAGCCAAGGAGCGCAGCUAUGAGACAGUGCUCAGCUUUGGGAAGCGGGGCCUCAACAUUGCCGCGACAGCCGCUGUGCAGGCUGCCACCAAGAGUCAGGGUGCACUGGCCGGAAGGCUACGCAGCUUCUCCAUGCAGGACCUGAGCUCCAUCCCUGAUGCCUCUGCGUCAACCUACCAGGAUCCCCUCUACCUGGAGGACCAGGUGCCCCGCCGCAGGCCACCCAUCGGGUACCGAGCAGGGGGCCUGCAGGACAGUGACACUGAGGAUGAGUGUUGGUCGGAUACAGAGGCCGUGCCUCAGCCACGGUCCCGAGAGAAGACCCUGAGCCGCAGCCAGAGCCUGCGUGUGGUCAAGAGAAAGCCGCUGGUGCGGGAGGGCACCUCACGCUCCUUGAAGGUCCGGACGAGGAAGAAGACCUUGCCCUCAGACGUGGGCAGCUAGGGCCUACGGAACCUGCGCAGUCUUACCUCGUGCCUUGCAGGGCCCUGGGGGCUGUUCAGAAAGGCCCUCUGGCUGCGCCAGCCCCCCCAGGCUCUGCCCUCCUGGCUCCUGCUGUUGGUUAAGGGCCAGGGGCAGGUGCUGCCAGGGCCAUGCACAGAGAUGACCUACAAUGUACCAAAGCAAGCCGGGCCCAGGGUUCUAUUUAUUGCCUUUCUCAUUCCUCUACCUUUGCAGGGGUGGGAACAGAGCCCUCCCUAAACCCUUGCGAAUGAAACCAAAGCCCAUCCAGCUGUGUUCAUUCCUCCCUGUCCUUCAAAGUACUUGACAGCCUUCUCCAAGGCCUUUUGUGUGUGUCUUGGGUGUGUGUUUUGUGUUGGUGAGUGAGGUCAGGUUUGUGCAAGUUUUGAUAAACGAAUACAUAAAAGUGUUCUCU
Molecule: messenger RNA, 1423 nt
Organism: Pteropus alecto (black flying fox)
Lineage: Eukaryota; Metazoa; Chordata; Mammalia; Chiroptera; Pteropodidae
Gene: REEP4
Product: receptor accessory protein 4
Exons: 8
Coding region: 223-990 (255 amino acids)
Biological process (GO): endoplasmic reticulum tubular network organization
Cellular component (GO): endoplasmic reticulum membrane; endoplasmic reticulum tubular network; cytoplasmic microtubule
Molecular function (GO): microtubule binding
Source: RefSeq, a predicted model, not a curated record